CAAACGUCAUGUCACUUAUUGUCGGUUAUUUAUUUCAAUUAUUUGUUUGAUUGAAAACUUUUAAAAAAUGGGAGAUAAUUCGGGCGAGAGGCUUUUAAAAGUGUUUGAUGAAUUGAACAUCGACUUGUUAAACUUAAACCGGAACGUCGUGAAAGCUUGGUUCGAUGCAGACAAUGAAAAUCAAAAGGAAUUGAUGAAUUGGAUGUGCACAUCUUUGUCUCAAAAAAAUUAUGUUUCGCCUUUAGAUUUAAGCAAUUUUUCUCUUUUAGACAAACAUAUUUCAAAAGAGGUGCUCGAAAACGAACUAUUAAAAAUCGAAGAUUUACAUCCUGGUAUUUUUGACGAAGAAAGCAAUGCUCUUGAAAUUGAAUAUUUGGAAGAAGAAUUAAAAUUAGUAUGUGAAAUCGAAAAGAGAUUGAAUCAAUCGAUGGAUUUUGAGAAAUCUGCUGAUAAACAAUUAAAGCAACAAUUGGCAAAGAAAUCUGAAGAAAAAAUUAAUACUUCUAUAAGACUGCAAGAAACUGAACAACAUUGCAUUCAGGCCUCUGAAAACUUGGAUAAACUUCACAGCCAAAUCUACGAUAAAUUAUGUAGCCCAGAUAUAUCGUUAUAUGCAACACAAAACCUUCCUUCAACCUAUAUUAGCAGCUUUCCCACAGAUAACAAUCUAAAUCAAUUUGAAAUAUUAAGAAAUUCUAUGGAACCAAUGUUAUACAAAGCAUCAACAUUUUGUACUAAUAAUUUUAACGAUACUCUAUCUACUUCAUUGUACGAUACACUACCUAAUUUACCAGAUGCUAGUACAGUAAAUGAAAUGUGUAUUAGUAAUUUGGAUACUAUGAAAAAUAGGUUGAUCAGCACAUAUUGCAGGUAUUUUGCAAAUAAAAUCGAGCUUAAAAAUGUAGGUGAUGUUCUCAAGAGUCUUGAUAAUUUUUCAUCCGAAACCUUACUUACAUUAGUUCAAGAUAAUUUGGUUCAGAAUAUAUCCAUGGAAACUCUAGUAAAUAACAGUCUUUGCAAUACAUUAGAAGAUACUAUAAAGAGGGUGAAAGUGGAUCAACAAUUUAAUCAAACUAAAAUUAAGUUUACAAAGGAAAAGUUUGCCUUGGUCGAGAUGGAAUGCCUCGAAUUCACGGAUAUUGAAAACAUUAUGCGAGAGAUAAAAUCAAAUUACGCUCUACUUGGAAUUAUGUACAACAUAGAAGAAAAAUACGUGAAAAAUUUUGAGACUGCUUUAAAACAAACUUUCGAAAUAGUCGAAAUUUUGAAUUCCUCUAUCAGUAGAACAAAUAGAAUGAAGGAUAUUAUUGAACGACACAAUAAUACAUUAUAUAAGGAUGGAUUCGAACUUAUGGAAACAAUAUUUAAAUCGCUUUCAAGAAACGAUGAAAAUUUCGACUUGAAUCGAGCUGUAGAGUUAUACUCGGAUUUUAAUAAAAAUAUUGAUUAUCUGGAAUCGAAACACUAUUGUCAUGAUUUAGAACAACUUACAAACACAGGAAAAAGAACACGGGAUUCUAUUAAAGAAUUACAGACAUUUUUAAUCAGCGGUCCAACAACUCGUAUUGUUUUGAUACCAACAGAACUUCAAUCAGUUGUUUCACAAUUAGAUAAUGUAUUGGAAGAGGCUUCUAAUGGCUUGAGGUCCACAUUGAAUAAAAUCUCUAAAAGGACAGCGAGAAUACAUAACGACAAAUGGGAAGUUUACAGAAGACAGUUGUGGAUGUACUUUUACUCGAAUCCAGAUGGUCUGAAAUUCAUUUUAGAAUGCCUUAAAAAUGAAUUCAAAAAUCGUAUGUCCAAAGAGUGAAGGUCUAAUGUAUUUUUUAUUUUAUUGUAAAUUUCUGCACUGAUUUUAGUUUUAUAUCACAUAUAUAUAUUUUUAAUGCAAAUGUUGUACUUGCCUUUGAUCCAUAUUAACAAUUGAGCAAUACACUUGCUUGUAUAGCUCAUUU
This is a messenger RNA of Phyllotreta striolata, 1955 nucleotides long. The record is from the annotation of a GenBank genome assembly. Lineage: Eukaryota; Metazoa; Arthropoda; Insecta; Coleoptera; Chrysomelidae.